AUGUCUUCCUCACAAUAUUACAAUAAAGAAGUUGAUGAAUCUGUAGUAUCCAGACAAACCAUUGAAGAGUUUACCAAAAGAAAUGAGUUUUUCCUCAAACCAGGCAGCAGAAAAUAUGCCAAACAAUAUUUCUCCAUGUAUCAAUACCGUUUAAAGAACUUGAGAGAUCGAGCUCAUAAGACCGCCAUGGAAAAGUGGGGUCACGGAACCAAGAAAAUAAAUGGAAACAUGAUUGAAAAGCAAGAUAAAAUAUUAGACAUCGCCAGUGGGAAAUUGUGCUGGGUGAUUGGAACGGUGUUUUGCGAUGCCAAAUACAAACUUGAUAUCUUGAAUGAUGUUGAAAAAGGUACCGAUGAUGUUUUGCCAUUGGAGCCUGUAACCUAUGUGGAUAAGAAUGAACAACCAAUAGUAAUGCUUGAAGACGAAUCGGGAAGAGCUAUUUUAAAUAACGAUAACUUUUUGACAAAGAAUCUAUUGGUCACUGGUUGUAUAGUGGCUGUAUUGGGCAUUGAAGUACAAGCGGGGAUAUUUGAGAUAAUGGAUAUUGCAUAUCCAGACUGUGCACCACAGAAACCUUUAACACUUGGAGAAAACAAAAGAGGAAAGAUUGCCUUGGUUUCAGGAUUAAGCAUUGGAGGUGAAGGUCAGUACGAUUUAAAAUUGGAACUUUUGAAACAAUACCUUUUAGGAGAGUUAGGAAAUGCUGAAGACAAAUUGAAUACUAGUCAAAUCUCACUGUUGAUAAUUGCUGGUGAUUCUAUUAUGCCUAUACUGAAUUUGAGAGCAGAGAUGGAUUUGAAGAACUAUGUGACAACUAACAAUUAUGGAUCAAAGAAUAUUUCAAAGUACAACGCUAACAGUUUUAAAAAACUAGACGAAUUUAUAACGGACAUUAUUGUAAGUUUACCAGUUGCUGUAAUGCCAGGGAAAAAUGAUCCAGCAGAAAUAUGUUUGCCCCAACAGCCAUUACACAGGUCACUCUUCAAGAACAAUUCGUCACUUCUCAAUGGGGAUCGGUUGAAUAGAUUAACAAACCCUCAGUGGAUUGAUGUACAAACUGUCAAGAUACUAGGAACCAGUGGCCAAAAUGUGGACGAUAUCAAGAAAUAUAUUGCCCCCCAAAAUGAUCACCAAUUUACCUCAAUCGAAAUCAUGGAAAACAAUAUCAAGUGGCAGAAUUUUAUCCCAACAGCACCAGAUACUUUAUAUUGCUACCCUUAUGAAAAUUAUGAUCCUUUUAUCUUUUGUGAUGAUUUGCCACAUGUGUACUUUGUUGGUAACCAGCAACUGUAUGACAGCAAACUCCUUCAAUACGAUGGUGUGAAUAUAAGACUAAUAUCUGUCCCUAAGUUUAAAGAAUCUGGCCAAUUUGUUUUACUUGAUUUGGAUACAUUGGAGACUGAAGUGGUCACCAUAGAAAUUUAG
Messenger RNA from Candida dubliniensis CD36, 1425 nucleotides. RefSeq names its product DNA-directed DNA polymerase delta subunit (gene HYS2). Gene Ontology annotation, biological process: DNA replication; DNA strand elongation involved in DNA replication. The transcript has a single exon. Bases 1 to 1425 code for a protein of 474 amino acids. The record is from RefSeq and is a predicted model, not a curated record. NCBI's taxonomy places the organism in Eukaryota, Fungi, Ascomycota, Pichiomycetes, Serinales, Debaryomycetaceae. Gene Ontology annotation, molecular function: DNA binding. Gene Ontology annotation, cellular component: delta DNA polymerase complex.